Molecule: messenger RNA, 1560 nt
Organism: Aspergillus mulundensis
Lineage: Eukaryota; Fungi; Ascomycota; Eurotiomycetes; Eurotiales; Aspergillaceae
Exons: 2
Coding region: 1-1560 (519 amino acids)
Biological process (GO): carbohydrate transport; transmembrane transport
Cellular component (GO): membrane
Molecular function (GO): carbohydrate:proton symporter activity
Source: RefSeq, a predicted model, not a curated record
AUGAGCCCUACCGACGAAGACCACAAACAUGUGGAGAAGCAUGUCGAAGAUAUUCUUCGGCCAGACGCCCAGGACCCAGUGCCACUGACGACGGUACUCUGGGAGUCUCGCAAGAUCCUUUUCUACUCGCUGUGCUGCUGCAUCGGCUCCAUGCUCUGGGGGUUUGAUGUGGGCGUCAACACCAUUACCAUGGCUCUCCCCGCGUUCAAGAUGGUCUACGGGUACGAGUACGAAGGCGAACUCUUGAUUGAUGCAAAGUGGAAUGCUCUGUGGACAGCCAUGACCUCUCUCGGUAUGAUUAUUGGCGGCGUCAUCUGCGGCACGCUCACCGACCGCUGGGGGAGGAAGGCGGGAAUGCUUGCGGGAUCCGUCCUGUCCGCGGUCGGCGUGGCUGUCCAGUAUAUCUCGGAGAGCGCUGGGGUUCUGCUCGCGGGGAAGAUCAUCAACGGCUUUGCCAUGGGCUUUUUCCUCUCAACCGGCCCGAUCUACGUGUCCGAAGUGGCUCCGAUUCGAAUCCGGUCUGCGCUCAUCGCAACAACCAGCUUCUUCAUCUCUGCCGGUCAAAUGGCCGCCAUUGGAAUCGGCAACACGCGCUUCUCUAUCAUGACCCCGGCCGCUUACAAAGUGGUAUUCGCGGCCCAGUGGGCUUUCCCAGGAGCAAUCAUCCUCUUCUUGAUCAUUCUUCCCGAAAGCCCGCGCUAUCUCGUGCGCAAGAACAAGCUUGACGCAGCCGCCAAGAGCCUAAAAGCCCUGCACACCUCGCAAUACGAUAUCCCCAUCGCAGUUUCUAAUCUCCACCAGGAGGUCCUCGCCGAAGCCACAUCCAUUGCAACGACGCAGAGCUACCUGGACUGCUUCCGCGGCCCGAACUGGCGCCGCACCCGCAUCGCCUGCAGCAUGUUCCUGAUCCAACAAUUCAGCGGCAUCGCACUGUACGCGCAAGCCCUAUACUUCCUGGGAAUUAGCGGGUUCAACGUGCAGCUGUCCUUCCAGCUCGCGCUAGGAGGAUUCGGCGCUGGUCUGCUCGGCAACGUCAUAUCCUGGGUUGCAAUGGGGUACAUCGGGCGACGGCCGAUGCUGUUCACCGGAACACUGAUCAACUUUACGAUCUUAUUGACCGUCGGCGUCGCAGGCAUAUUCGACACGCACAAGUCCGCUAUGCUGUACAUUGCCAUCAUGAUCAAUUUCGUGCAGCUGGUCUACGCGCCAACCAUUGGCGCCGUCUCGUGGAGCAUCAGCGGCGAAAUCAGCUCGGUCGCGUUGCGCGCCAAGACGCAAGCACUGUGCACGCUUACCAACGCGCUCUCGAACUGGCUGUUUAACUUCAUUACCCCGUACCUGAUUAACAAUGACCAGGCGGAUCUGGGCGCCAAGGCGGCGUUUGUGUGGGCGGCAUUGACGGCAACCGCGGCCGUUUGGGUGUGGUUUGAAGUUCCCGAGACAAAGGAUCUGUCGUUUGCAUUGCUGGAUCGAGCUUUUAGGGACGGGCUUCCGACGAGGAGGUUUCCCAGAGCCACGGAAGCGAGGGAUGAUGCUGAGGGGGAGAUGGGUUGUAAUUGA